AAUCAAAUUUUGGAAUUUCCAAUGAACUCGCAAUUCACAGGGGUUGCUCGUCCGCCAUGGAUUCCGGUUCUACGUCCGGUGAAUCUACCGACCAGCGGAUUUUGGAACACUGCGAACGUAGGGGAUUGUUUAAAGGAGCUGCGCGAUACCAUAGCCCUCGCAAAAGCUGUGGAAGAAGAGCUAGAGGCAUUGGUUAAGAUUAAGAGCGGCGGAGAGUCUUCUGCUGAGGAUUCAUCGCUGCUCUCUAAGUUUCAGGACGAUAACAGAAUAAAUUUAGCUACGCAAGACCCACUCGGAGUGGAAGCUUCCCAAGCUCUGAUUAGAAAUCUAAGAGCUCAACUUGAGCCUUUUAGAGUUAAUACCGAUGAUGCAAGUGGUGGGUGGGAGGUAAAAUCUGCUGCAGUGAGAUUUGCUAAUAAAAUGCACAAAUGGAAAAGAAACAAAAGAUGGAGGAAGAAAAAGAAGAUUCGAAUUGCUGAAGAUGUCAAGAAGGAGCGUGAACGGUUUGACCAAGCAGAUCAAGAAGCUGAUGAAUGGAGAGCGAGGGAGAUUGCAAAUGAUAUAGCUAGACGAAAGGUUGAGAAAAUGAAGGAAAUUGCAAAACUUAAAGCAAAAGAAGAGAAGAAAAAGCUAGAGUCAGAGCUUGAGCUUGUAUUAAUUGUUGAAAAGCUUCAAGAACUGCGUUCCAUCAGGAUCCAACGUUUGACAAAACAAGGUCAUUUUCUCCCUGAGGAAGAUGACAAAUUCCUUGAAAGAGUUCGAGCUGCAGUUGAGGAAGAAGAACGUCAAGCUAAAGCUGCAACUGACACAGAAGCUGCUAAAGAUGCAAUUGCAACUGCUGAGGAAACAAGAAAAAUCACUGAAGGGCAUGGUUCUGAAUUAGAACAUAACAGUAUUUAUGAUGGUAUCGCGAGUAAGCAUCUGGACACGAAUGUGAGUGAAAAUAAAAAUGUAUCAUGUGCUGUCAAGCCUGUCAUUGAAGAUCAAUCAGUAAAGCAAAGACCAGAGGGACAUAGUUACGGUGGAACAUAUGGAUCGAAUGCAAAUUUGCCGGUUGAGUUUUAUCAUUAUUAUCAUGGCAGCAAUACUGAUAUAGGGACUCUGAUUGAGGUUAGACGAACAUGGGAUGCAUAUAUAAGACCAGGUGGAAGCCGAAUACCAGGGCAUUUUGUUCAACCACCAGCUCCGACGGAUGAAAUAUGGGCAUCCUAUGUGGUAAAGCCUAAAUGAAAGGUACUUGCAUACAAAAUUAACAGGAAAUGAAGUUUGUGGUUGUGGAUAUUGUUGGUUUGUCUGUAAGUUCGUAUAAUGAGAAGAUGAGAGCACGAAAAUGUGGCCGAGACAUGAAUGAUCCAUUCCUUGCAGAUGAAGGAGCUACAACCUGUUACAAACUGAACCUAUAAAACUUUUUCAAUUUGGUCAUUGAAGCUAUUAUAUCUUAAUAAUAUCUAAGUGUAAGUUAUUAGAACCAUUAUUGAUGUUUUCUAUUUGACACUUCAUAUUUUA
Messenger RNA from Impatiens glandulifera, 1506 nucleotides. Its product is annotated as U11/U12 small nuclear ribonucleoprotein 59 kDa protein. The record is from RefSeq and is a predicted model, not a curated record. NCBI's taxonomy places the organism in Eukaryota, Viridiplantae, Streptophyta, Magnoliopsida, Ericales, Balsaminaceae. Bases 22 to 1230 code for a protein of 402 amino acids. The transcript has 8 exons.